AUGGGGAAUGGAGACACAAGCAGUGGUGGUGGGUAUGAUAAUAUCGGAGGCGGUGCAGUCGCCAGAGAUAACGAUUCCGGUGAAGCAGCUACGGCGUUCUUGGAGUCUGAUGUUGGGUUGGGUAUGAACAUGCAGUCUGUAUCAUCUUACCAUUUUAACAAGAUGACCAAUUUCAUGCCUACUGCUCCAUAUUUCCACCAUGACCAUCUUCAUAAGCAUCAAGCUUCUACAGAUAUCAAUGGCGGAUUAGUCUUUGGUAACCAAACCAGUAUCAAUAAUCAAAUUCCAUCUGCGAUUUCUUUGGAACCCUGUUCAGGGUCAGACACAGGUGGGAAAGUGCUUUUCACAGCGACUCAGUGGCAAGAGCUUGAGAGGCAGACGAUGAUCUACAAGUACAUUAUGGCUUCUGUUCCUGUUCCGCCUCAACUCCUAAUUCCUUUAUCCACUCAAUCCAACAAAGUGGGUAUUGACUUGAGGUUCUCAAGUGGGUCAGAUCCAGAGCCAUGGAGGUGUAGGAGAACAGAUGGGAAGAAAUGGAGAUGUUCAAGAGAUGUGGCUCCUGAUCAGAAGUACUGUGAGCGCCAUGCCCACAAAAGCAGACCUCGUUCAAGAAAGCUUGUGGAAAUCCAACCCCACAACACCGAC
Molecule: messenger RNA, 645 nt
Organism: Cynara cardunculus var. scolymus (artichoke)
Lineage: Eukaryota; Viridiplantae; Streptophyta; Magnoliopsida; Asterales; Asteraceae
Product: growth-regulating factor 3-like
Exons: 3
Biological process (GO): developmental process; regulation of DNA-templated transcription; DNA-templated transcription
Cellular component (GO): nucleus
Molecular function (GO): ATP binding
Source: RefSeq, a predicted model, not a curated record